Molecule: messenger RNA, 325 nt
Organism: Racocetra fulgida
Lineage: Eukaryota; Fungi; Glomeromycota; Glomeromycetes; Diversisporales; Gigasporaceae
Source: the annotation of a GenBank genome assembly
GGUUGCCUGGGAUCAACUGAUUUUUUCUCGCAAGCUCGAAAAAAUAAAUCUGGAUUGCCAAUCCAGAUUACCGAUAUAUCUGGCUUCAAGUAAUUUAUCACGAGAAGGCAGGGAUUUGAAAAAAGAAAAUUUAGUUAACGAACUAAUUUUGUCUUCGAGUGAUUUAUCACGAGAAGAUAAAGAAAAUUUGGCUAGCAAACUAAUUCUGCCUGAGCCGGCUCAUGAUUUAUUACAAGAAGGUAAAGAUUUAAAUGCAUUUUAUGAAAAAGAAGCUAUUCGUGAUAAAAAAAAUAUAGCCAAAUAUCUGCAUAUACUAGCUAAGUAA